Molecule: messenger RNA, 1218 nt
Organism: Peronospora farinosa
Lineage: Eukaryota; Oomycota; Peronosporomycetes; Peronosporales; Peronosporaceae
Source: the annotation of a GenBank genome assembly
AUGAACGUUGGAGGGAUGUCAUCGUCUGCUGCCUCUGGACGUAGCAAAUUAGAGCGUAAGAAAGCUCGACUUAAUCGGCGCAAGAUUGCAGCAGCAGUAGAACGUGAUAAAGUGGCUCGAGAAGCAGAGGCAGCACGUGUAGCAGCCAUCAGUCGUAGUCGCCUGCGUCGUCUACCACCUUGGCUGCCCACGCUUCCAUCCACCAAUAGCCUUGACGCUGCAGUUUUACGAGACCUCAAUGACGUCUCAAGACCAAUAACUCUUCGUGUAGGUGAGGAAAUGCUGCGAUAUUGUGCUUACACACAGAAAGUCGUGGACGCCGCACGUCAACACAUUGACGCAGCCAUUGCACACAUCUCUGAAGGGGUUCGCAAGAUCUGGCCACACGCGUCGGUCGUGUGCUUUGGCUCGUACUCUACGGGUCUGUGGCUACCUUCCAGUGACGUGGAUGUGGUAGUUAUGGGGUUGUCCAAUGCUGAGGACCAGGACGUACCAACACGUUUUGUACCUGAUGGAGUGAAAGAGCUUGAAAAAUUAGCGAGACAACUUCGACCUCAAAAAAGUUGGGUACAACGUGUUGAUGUCGUACGAGGAGCUAAAGUUCCUGUGGCAAAAUUGAGUUUACGACGUGGUAGUCAGAAGGAAGGAGAGAACUCGGUGUUGUUACGGGUGGAUAUUUCGAUUGAGAAUGUGCAAACUUGUAAUGGAAUGGAAGCGAGCAAGUUGGUACGACAGUAUAGGCAUCAGGAACCGGAGAGUGACAGUGAGAAUGAAUGUAAGGAAAAUGGAAGGAGAGAGAAAGAUGCGUCUGAAAAACGCGAAGCAAGGAAACUCGGCCAAUUGCUGCUCGAUUUUUUGGAUUAUUACGGAACCUCAUUUGAUUAUUUCACGACAGGACUCUCACUCAAGCCCGAAGCAUUUGGCGCGUAUCCGCUUGCAGCACACUUGUCGAUUACCAAUGGCAUGCCACUCAUGCCGCAACUUGUUAUUGACGACCCAGUGUAUAAAAAUGGGCAGCACAACGCUGCUGCGGGUACAUUUGCUCUUGCUCGUGUAGUGGCGGCAUUAGAGAAUGGGUAUUUCGCGUUGUGGUAUCACCGACCGACUCAAUUUGCUCCGACUCCAUUGUGCCAAUUGCUGCACUGGUCCGGCCACCAUGUAAGUUAUCCCUUCUGUCACGGUGUCGACGACCAAGUAGGAAAUGUGAGAAGCGGCUGA